This is a messenger RNA of Solanum dulcamara, 2033 nucleotides long. Its product is annotated as probable folate-biopterin transporter 4. The coding region runs from base 256 to 1740 and encodes 494 amino acids. NCBI's taxonomy places the organism in Eukaryota, Viridiplantae, Streptophyta, Magnoliopsida, Solanales, Solanaceae. The transcript is spliced from 7 exons. The record is from RefSeq and is a predicted model, not a curated record. Gene Ontology annotation, cellular component: membrane.
UCAAUAUAAUAUAGGCGCUGACGAUGGGAAAGAAGAAAAAGAAAAGAUGAAAAUGAGGAAGAAAAUUGGGAAAGAGUAACGAAUAGGUCAACACAAGUAUGGCAAGAGGUUUAUAGAUUUGAAUAAACAAAGAACGUUAACAAGGAAAGGAUCCAUGUAAUCUGAGGGCAUCCCAUUUUUCCAGUCUUCUUUUCGGCUAAAAGGAACGACUGGAGAAAAAAACAAUUUAGUCUUUAAUCAUCGAUCGAUUCCAAAAUGAUCGGUUGGUUUAAGCAGUUACACACUGCUUUUGGGGUUUCGUUUCUAUGGCUUGUUUGCCUCAUUUACUUCACACAGGGGUUCAGAUCUUUUGUCUGGACAGCAGUUUCAUAUCAGUUGAAAGACAACUUGAAGUUAUCACCAUCAGCCUCCCAAUUUGUCACUUCAAUAGCAUUCUUUCCAUGGAGCAUAAAACCUUUAUAUGGGAUAUUGUCCGAUUGCUUUCCAAUUAGAGGAAGGAAAAGAGUCCCCUACCUUACACUUGCAACUUUGCUCUCACUGUUGCCAUGGCUCAUUUUAGGUUUAAGUGCUUUCCUGAGAAAUACGAGGAUAGAACUCAUGAUUCUUUUGACAGUGCAGAACCUGGGCUCUGCAAUGGCUGAUGUCGUAAUUGACGCAAUGAUCGCUGAGGCAGUAAGAUUUGAGAGGGCAUCAUUUGCUGGUGAUCUUCAGUCAGUAUCUUGGCUGUCUUUGGCAUUCGGAGGAAUCUGUGGUAGUUUGCUAGGAGGACAUGCAUUAGACAAUUUACCGAUAGAUAGGAUUUUCCUCCUUUUCUCUGUCUUACCUGCUUUGCAGCUCUUUUCGUGUGGCUUGGUUGAGGAGGGUUCUGUACAAGGUAAAGCAUUCUCUGAAGGUUCUACAUUUAAUGGUUCUGAUAUGACGAGCAGAAUUAUUGAUGAAGAAGAUAAAUUCUCUGGUGAAAAAUCGAAAAUUAGUACUUUGAGGAGAAAGAAGAGCCAGAAAAAUACAAAAAUAGCGCCAACUACGGAAAAUAAAUUUCAGGCUCCCAACAAAAAUGGAUCGCCAUUGUCUCCGUGGUAUCAAUCACUGAAAAUGGCCACUUACACAUUAUUUAGGGCGUUCCGCCAGCCAGCCAUUUUGAGACCAAUGGCUUGGUUCUUUCUGGCUCACGUGACAGUUCCAAAUCUCUCGACGGUUAUGUUCUAUUAUCAGACAGAGUUCUUAAAACUGGAGGCAUCUUUCCUUGGAACAGCACGUGUUCUUGGAUGGUUGAGUCUCAUGAUUGGGACCUUGACUUACAAUCGUUUUUUAAAAAAGACGAGGUUGCGGCAUAUUCUCAUGUUUACUCAAGUUGGCGUGGCCCUUCUGACUGUUCUAGAUAUGGUUUUGGUUUCUCGAGCUAAUGUUUUAUUAGGCAUCUCAGACAAGGUUACAGUGCUAUUUGGUUCUGCUCUUUCUGAUGGCAUCAAUCAAUUCAAGUUCAUGCCCUUUCUUAUCUUAUCAGGACAGCUUUGUCCUCCAGGCGUUGAAGGGACUUUAUUUGCAUUAUUCAUGUCAAUAAACAACUUAGGUUCUACGGUGGGAUCCUUUGUAGGAGCAGGGCUGGCUUCAGUUCUAAACAUCUCUUCAGGAUCUUUUGACAAUCUCUUCUUAGGCAUUGGUAUACAGGUUCUCUGCACUUUCAUCCCAGUGGUCUUCCUCUUCUUGAUUCCGAAGGAAGCUACAGGAAUAUCAGCAUAGUUCAUAAAGCAUACAUGCAGGUUACAGAUUAGACAACAAAGUUUUUUUUUUCUAUAUGAUAGACAGAUACUUGUUUUUUGGAUUGAGAUGAGCUUAAAUAGAGCAAUAGGGUCAAUGACAAUUCAUAUAGUCGAUCCCAGUUUGCUUGAGAUUGAGGCGUAGUAGUUGAAUGGAUAAUUGGAGCAUGGUAGCUCUUUAUUCCUCAUCUCAUCUCAUUAACAUCUGUAAUAGCAAACAUCAAUUAUUGGGUUUGGGGCAUCCAAAAGUUUUAUCUGAGAGCAUUAUUCUUGACA